UCCUCUUUAGUAUAAAGUUGAAGCCUCGUAGGAAAACAUAAUAUAGCUUUGAAGCUUCAGGAGAUGGAUUCUAGGCUUCUAGAGGCAAUUAGGAUAAAAGACACACCCACUUUGAUCAGUUUAUUUCAAGCAAAUGAAGGAAUUCUUGAGCAAAGAACAACUGAUUCCUUGGACACUGCAUUACACCUUGCUUCGAUGUUAGGACACGUUGACAUGGUAUCCGAAAUUGUUAAGUUGUGUCCUGACUUGGUUGCAGCAGAAAACAAGAAGCUUGAGACUCCAAUACAUGAAGCUUGUCGCCUAGGGAAGGCAGAGGUCUUGAAGCUGCUAUUAGAGGCCAAUCCAAUGGCAGCCUCUAAGGUCAACUCUGAAAACAAGAGUGCGUUUUUCAUAGCUUGUAGUAAUGGCCAUUAUGACGUGGUGAAACUCCUCUUAAAUAAUACCGGGAUGAGAAGUUUAGAGGAAAAUGUGUUUGAUCAAAUUUGUAUCCAUGUGGCUGCAUAUAAAGGACAUACUGAUGUUGUUAGGGAGUUACUAGAUGCGCGUCCCAACUUUGCUCUAAUGAUUGAUGAGAAUGGAAACUUGCCAUUGCAUUAUGCUUGCAUCCGUGGACACACGGAUAUAACCUGGAUGCUCCUAAGCUGUGAUGCAAAUCUGGCUCUGCACUAUAACAACAAUGGUUUUACACCACUGCAUAUGGCAUCAAUGCAUGGCAGAGUUUCAGUCCUUGAAGAAUUUGUUAAGAUGGCUUCGGUAUCUUUUCAUUAUGCCACAUAUGAGGGAGAGUCAGUGUUUCAUCUGGCUGUGAGAUAUGGUCAAUAUCAUGCUCUAGUGUACUUAGUGCAUGUCUCCAAUGGUACAAAUCUCAUGCACUGUCAAGAUCGAAAUGGUAACACCAUUUUACAUGCCGCAGUUUCUGUUGGGCACCAUCAGAUAGUGGAGUACUUGAUCAACGAAACAAAAGUGGAGAUUAAUUCUCUGAACUUUCAAGGACUCACAGCACUUGACAUCCUCAACAAGGCUAAGAAAAAUAAAGAAAUUCGGCGACUUAAAUCCAAGUUCAUUAAAGCUGGUGGUAAAAGCAGUAUCAAGUUGUUAUCUUGUUCACCAGAAGUAGAUAGAACCAAUGAUCAGCUGCCUAUUAUACGUAAGAAUUCUUCAUGGCAGGGUUGCAUAGAUGAUGAUUUGGAUGUGUCUUAUGAAUGCAAGUGCUCACCUAGAUUAAGCAAGGGAACCAACUCUAGAACAUCAUCACCAUGCGACCGAGUUGGAGAGACAUUUUGCAAUGAAACAUAUAAACAAGAGUCCUUAUCCCCAACCAAUAUGCGACAACACAAGCAUCUUAUCAGAAGGCACCGGGAAAAUAUAGGUGACGUUUACCGAAAUAAGCAGCAUGAAAAAAUAUAUAUGGAAGCCUUACAAAAUGCUAGGAACACUGUAACACUUGUUGCCAUUUUGAUUGCUACAGUUACUUUUGCUGCUGGAAUUAGCCCUCCCGGUGGAUUUUAUCAGGAUGGAGAAAUGAAAGGGAAGUCAAUACUUGGUAGAACAACAGCUUUCAAGGUCUUUGCAAUAAGCAACAACCUUGCAUUGUUUAGCUCUCUAUCCAUAGUGGUUGUUCUUGUCAGCAUCAUCCCCUAUCAGAGGAAGCCACAGAUGAGACUCUUGGUGGUUGCUCACAAGGUCAUGUGGGUAGCUGUGGCAUUCAUGACAACAGGUUUUGCUGCAGCCACAUGGAUGAUCAUUCCUCACAGUCAAGGGACAGAAUGGGUGUUUGUCACACUAAUAGCAAUAAGCAGUGGCACCCUGGGAGCAAGUUUUAUCGGCCUAGGUGUGAUGCUGGUUAAGCACUGGCUGUGGAAACGGAAGUGGAGAAAACAAAGAAAGGAUAGAGGGGAGGGUGUUGACAUAGAAAGUCAAAUUUCGGAUGUUGAGAGCACAUACCGUCAAGGAUAUCACUCAUACUGAACGUUUAAUGUAGUGGUAACAAUGAAGGAUUUUCUUACA
This is a messenger RNA of Quercus robur (English oak), 2007 nucleotides long. Its product is annotated as ankyrin repeat-containing protein ITN1-like. NCBI's taxonomy places the organism in Eukaryota, Viridiplantae, Streptophyta, Magnoliopsida, Fagales, Fagaceae. The record is from RefSeq and is a predicted model, not a curated record. The coding region runs from base 64 to 1968 and encodes 634 amino acids. The transcript has 3 exons. Gene Ontology annotation, molecular function: protein phosphatase 1 binding; protein phosphatase regulator activity. Gene Ontology annotation, cellular component: plasma membrane.